AGUGGGUGAGAUGGACCUUUGGUCUGACCCAGUACGGCUGUUCCAUGUUCUCAUGACCUGAGGCCACUACUGAGGCACCUGUGAACCUAGGCACUGGAUGCAGUUCUUGAUCCACUGGCACUUACAGCUUUCCACAGUGGUGUGUGGCGCUACCUUGCUCAUCGCCAGUUGGGUCUUGUCCCCAGAGAUAGCUGCAGCUCGCUAGGAUUCAGGAGGCUUCCCCAAUGUUGGGAGCACGUUCAGUGCCUCACAGUGCUCCCGAGUCCCUCUGGCCUUGUUGCCGCACGUCAGCUCGCUGCUCUCACGUUAGAGCCAGUGCACUAAUGCCGCUUUGUAAUUUCUAAAGCACCCAGAAGGCUCCCAAAGCGAGCGGUGGGCUGUACAGUCGUGUAUCCAGGUCUUGGGUGGAAUGUGACAGCUGUUCCGCAGCCAUGCUGUACAGCAUAGGAAAUGAAGCACCCAAUGUCUGGGUGGGACUUUCUGGGGAAUAUAAUAGAAUAAAUUAUCCACCACUGAAAUGUGGCCACUCAUAUGGGUCAGCAACUUCUUGCUAAAACUGCCAAAGCCUGUUUCAGUGAUCAUGUUUAUCAUUUAAAGAGGGAAUUGACAGAAACUCCUCCCUUUGUCCCCGCCUGGUUAAACCAUUCUUACUGCUGCCAGUAGUUAAGAAAAUGUCUGUUCUGUUGAGUGGCAUGAAGUCAUAUUUUGCCACUUUCAUGCAAGGAUCUUAAAGCCCAUCCAUUGAGUUCAGUCUCACAACUGCAUUUUCCCAGGUGCAUACAAGAGAGGCAACUUGACUCACCUGAGUGAGCUUGUAUCAGACACAAGAGCAGCGUUCUGAUCUCCUGAUCCUGUCCUCAGUCUCAUUAUAGGAUGAUACCUCACCUGACCCUUUCAUCUUAAAAUCUAGUCUGUCGUGCCAGCUGUUUGCCAGUCAAACCAAAAUUCUUUGGGCAUCUGCAACUCAAGAGUUUUGUAUUGGGUCAAUAGGGGAAAUGGUUUCUUUUUUGUCUUCCCAGAUUGAGUCGUAAAAGGUGUUGAUAACUGGCCCACUUCAGCCCCGUUCGUUCAUUUGCCUGUGUGAUGCUAGCUGAACAAUCCUGCUGUCCCCCAUCUAGCUGCAGUAUUAAAGGAUGCAUGUAAAAGGAUUGUUCCCAUUAGCUCUGGCACGCUGAUGACCUUUAAAACAAUGAACAGUGUGUUACAAGUGCUGGUGUUAUUUCAAUAGAUUCUUCCUCUUCCCGCAUCUCAAACCUCCUUGCUUGCCAAAUUAUUGCAGAGCCUUGUUCUGUUGCCUGUUCCCAAACUGUAACUUCACCAUAAGGUGGUACAAACUGUUUCCAAUCCAAGCACUAACUUGUUGGAUGUUGAGGUUUUCUUAUCUCUUAGAAGUUCCAUCUGCUUCGUCAUACUACCAAAACUUUUGCUCAACUCAGUGUUCUUUACAAACAGGAAGGCUCUUUUUGCGGGGGUGUGCAACUCAGAUCAACACUGGGAGGAGCUCUUUCACUGUUUAAGGUGUCAUGCUUCUCAUUGUCCCCAGCUUGCAAGGAGACACAUCUGCUUCUGUCGGUUUUGUAACGUAUCGUACGGCUCUUCUCCUGGAUCAGCAGGGACAGCUUAGCCAGAAAACAAUGAAACAGCAACACAAUAAAACAAAUGCUUUCAGUAACAAGUUCACUUCUUUUGCACUUUCUCUGACGCACCCAGGCUUUCUCCUGUUCCUACUCUGCUCCUUGGAUUGGGCUUGACUCAAAGGGAGAUAUUAGCUGAUUCCUGUUUUCUUUGUUCAGGGAUAUCAUGUCCAUUUAUAAGGAACCACCGCCUGGAAUGUUUGUUGUGCCUGAUCCUCAUGAUAUGACUAAGAUUCAUGCAUUGAUCACAGGCCCAUUUGACACGCCUUAUGAAGGGGGGUUCUUCUUGUUCCUGUUUCGCUGUCCUCCAGAUUAUCCCAUCCACCCACCAAGGGUCAAACUGAUGACAACGGGGAAUAAUACAGUGAGGUUUAACCCCAACUUCUACCGCAAUGGGAAAGUCUGCCUGAGUAUUCUAGGCACUUGGACUGGUCCUGCUUGGAGCCCAGCACAGAGUAUCUCUUCAGUCCUGAUCUCCAUCCAGUCUCUGAUGACGGAGAAUCCCUACCACAAUGAGCCUGGCUUUGAGCAGGAGAGGCACCCUGGGGAUAGUAAGAACUAUAACGAGUGCAUUCGGCACGAGACCAUCCGCGUAGCAGUUUGCGACAUGCUGGAAGGAAAGUAUCCCUGUCCCGAACCUUUACGAGGCGUGAUGGAGAAGUCCUUCAUGGAGUACUUUGACUUCUACGAGGGUGUGUGCAAAGAGAGGCUUCACCUACAAGGACAGACGAUGCAGGAUCCUUUUGGUGAAAAACGAGGCCACUUUGACUAUCAGUCCCUCUUACUCCGUUUGCAAGGCAUUCGGCUGAAGGUGCAAGAGAAACACCAGCAGGAGAACGUAGACAUAGACUCUGACAGCAGCUCCUCAGAGACAGAGACGGACACUCAAGGGAGCUCCAAAGCUUAGAGGUCUCCAGAUACGAGCCCCACACCCCUGGGCUUUUCAGCCUUUGUGCUCUAGAAUCCCCCCGACUGACUUGAGCGCCAUGCCACUUCCAGCGUGGCUACAGCGAGGGGAGGUCUGUCUCCUUUCAUGCUCUGUGGCUACAGAACAAGAGGACUUGAUGGUAGACAAAGCCUAGCUAGUAACAAGGCUCCUCUAAAAGGUACUUCCUCUGCUAGAAAGCUGGAUCAUGUGGCAUCAGGCUGUUUUGGAAACGCCUGCACUGGGUUGGUUUUUCUUUCUCUGAUUAAAACAAUGAGAUGUAGAAUGCA
Molecule: messenger RNA, 2849 nt
Organism: Pelodiscus sinensis (Chinese soft-shelled turtle)
Lineage: Eukaryota; Metazoa; Chordata; Testudines; Trionychidae
Source: RefSeq, a predicted model, not a curated record